UCCCCUCUCUGACCCCCGUGUCCCCCCAGCUACCCCCCAGCGGGGAGUGCCUGCGGGCUGCCAUGCGCAUGUCCUCCUGUCCCCUGUGCCGCGGGACCCCGGCCCUCAAACCCUGCAACGCCUUCUGCCUCAACGUCAUGAAGGGCUGCCUGGCCCGCCCGGCUGAGCUGGACCCCGAGUGGAACCGCUUCCUCGAUGCUCUGAUCCAGGUGGCCGAGCGGCUGGAGGGGCCCUUCAACGUGGAGCUGGCGGCCGACUCCAUCGGGGUGAAGAUCUCAGAGGGGAUCAUGUACCUGCAGGAGAACGGGGUGCAGACCUCGGCCAAGGUCGGGGGCUCGCACUGCUGGGGGUAGCUCGCAACGCUGGGGG
Molecule: messenger RNA, 369 nt
Organism: Chrysemys picta bellii (western painted turtle)
Lineage: Eukaryota; Metazoa; Chordata; Testudines; Emydidae
Source: RefSeq, a predicted model, not a curated record